This is a messenger RNA of Ziziphus jujuba (common jujube), 2370 nucleotides long. Its product is annotated as classical arabinogalactan protein 26. The transcript has a single exon. Lineage: Eukaryota; Viridiplantae; Streptophyta; Magnoliopsida; Rosales; Rhamnaceae. The coding region runs from base 460 to 906 and encodes 148 amino acids. The record is from RefSeq and is a predicted model, not a curated record.
AUAUUUCAUCAAUUUGCUUGAGUAGGCAAUAAAGGUGGUAAUUUGACAUUCUAGCUAAUUAACAAGAUUGGGGGAUCUUAGGUCAUCAGAUUGUCAGAAAAUCAGGGGGAGCCAAGAUCACGGGCCAACAGGUGGUAAAAUAAAAAAUUAAAAAAAAAAAUCACCAAACAAUUUGUUACCCAAACUUUGUCCCUUUGCUCAACAUUGCCAACCUGUAUUUUCUCAUCAUCAUUCACUUUCUACUAGCCAUGUGGCAGAUGGACCCUACCUAAAACUUCUAGUCAUACAAUCCUUUAAAAGCACCAAAUCAUAUAACAUUUCCACCCAAAAGCUCCUCCACCUUAAAACCCCACUUCCUCUUUUUCUUUUCUUAGCCCAAAAAAAAAAACAAAAAAUCCUUUCAUUUUCACAAAAUAUAUACCACUCUCUUACUAAGUUAUAACUUUCAUCAUUAGAAAAAUGGCCUCUUUUUGUUUACACUUAUUGCUCAUCAUGAUCUUCUUAGCCUCCCCUUUGCUUUCUUUACCUUCUUCUCAGCCUAAUCCUAAAGCUUCUAGUUCUUCCAGUAACACUAUCUCUGCUUCACCAGUAUCAGCAUUAUCUUCAAAUCCUCAACCAACUCCAUCAUCUGCUUACCAAGAACUCUCUCCUGACAUUUCUCCACUUUUGCCUAAAUCUGGUGCUGUGCUUCCAACUCCAAUUGGAUCCUCUAUACCCACUAUUCCUUCCAACCUUAGUCCUCCAAAUCCAGACGAUUUGGUUGCUUCUGGUCCUUUUUCUGCUCUUGCACCAUUUGGGUCUAUGCCAAUUUCUUCAUCACCAACUAUUAACUUGGUUCGAUCUUCAAACUUUGCUGGUUUUGCAGCUUUAGCAGCUUUUGGAUUUAUCCAUCUUCCUAGGAUUUGAAUUUUGCUUUUGUGGGUUUAAAGAUUCAAUUAUAUUGUUGUAAGUUCUACUUCUUGUUUCCUUUUUCUUUUUAUCUUCCAUUCUUCAUAGAAAGUAUAUGUAAUUAAUUGCCAAUAAUAUAAAGAACUUUUUGUACUUACAAAGUAUGUAAUUCCUAAGUGUUUGAGAACUUUAUUUUUUUUCUUUUUACUUUUUUUAAAAUUAUUUUUCUUGUUUAUAAAUAUGCAUUAAAUAGCUAAGUUGUUCUUGGCGGUCAUCGACUGUGCUUUUCUUGUGACUUUCAAAUUUCCUGCUCCAAGUUUGCAUGUCACAUGAGAUCACACGUGGUUAUCAUUUGAAGUGCAUGUGACACACAGCCAAUGUUUAUGUCUCUAUUGAAUUAGAUAUGUCUUAGAUGGAAAAAACCAGGCACAUGUUCCUAAAAAUAAACUUUGGUUUUUAAGUGGUAUAUUAGGUAAACCUGCUUGUCUGUUUCCACCGUUGGAAUCUUUUUCUUUUUCUUUUUUAUUUUUUUAUUUUUUUUUUCUAUUCUUAGUGCAAAAAUUCAAGUAAAUUUUGGCACUGCAAAAAGGAUUAAAUUGAUCAUCAAAAAGGAACGGGGAACUAUUUUCAAAUUUUUAAUUACUUUCAAUUGAUUACACAGUUAUUUUUGAAAUUAAAAACAUUGUAAUAUUUAAAUAUGAAUAAAAUUUCAUAACUUGAAGUAAAAUAUUCAAUUGAUUUAGUUAAAAACUUUACAUAAUGUCAGCUUCGAAGGGUAAGGCUAGGCAGUUGCCAACUAAUACGAUUUAAGUCUCUUUUCCGUAAUUGUUUAGAGAUUUUUAGAUUCCAUGUACCAACAAUUGGAUUUAAUACCACACUCUUUCUAUGCUUCACUUAUUCAUGAAAUUUUGAUCAAAGAUUAUAUCUAUCUCUAAACUACUGCUAUAAGUUUUCAUUUUCAUUUUUUUUUCUUUUUAAAUGCUUGCACAUAUGUUGCAUUUCAUAAAAUUUAAGGCACUCCUCUUCUGCCUUCUUUCCUUGUAUAUUUGUUAACUUAUUUUUUUCCAACAAGGUCAUGAGGGAAAACGCCCAACUUUACCAAGUUUAACCCAAGCCCAAUCUAGAUGAUGCUAUAGAUCUACAAAAAAAUAUUUGGAAGUAGAAGUGAAACAACAUGAUAACAAUUUUUUAAAUUUUUCCGAAUUUUAAACAAGCUUGGUCCAAGAAAAUAUGUUAUCAGAACAUAGCAAAUGCAAAUGACACCAUUUUUGGAAAAGCUUCCUAGCAUUACCUUAAAUAUUAAGAAUAAAUAAGAACAAGGAAAUUUUUUGUCACAUAAUAGAGGCAUGUGAGUUCCAUGACAAGCUUUAAUUUCGAAAACCAACAAAGGAAAAAAAAAAAAGUAAAAUAAAUGGCCAAAAAAGAGAGAGAGAGAGAGAGAGAGAGAGAGGGACAAGAAAACGAAAAACGAUCUCAAAGAAA